GGUUUAAGUAGGACAGAGAGCAGGAGGAAGAAUAGUUGAGCAGGCAGUCCUAGAGGAAGUCUCAGAGUCGCCGGGGAGAGCUAUUCGGACAGUUUCUCGCGUCUUGGAGUUGUUUCUAGUACGAUGUGUGGGAUCUUUGCAUAUUUGAACUACCGAGUCCCUCAAACACAGAAGGUGAUCUUGGAGAUCUUGAUCAAAGGUUUGCAGAGACUUGAAUACAGAGGCUAUGAUUCAGCAGGGCUAGCAAUUGAUGAAGGCAAUGGCAGCGAGCAAAACAUUGGUGGACAAAUCAAUCUCUUCAGAAACAGAGGCAAAGUGAAGGACCUAGCUGAAAAAAUAGCAGAGCAAAAUAGCUUGGAUUAUAACAAGGAAUUUGAAAUCCACUUGGGCAUUGCUCACACUCGCUGGGCAACGCACGGAGUUCCAAAUGAAGUGAACAGUCAUCCUCAUCGCUCUGAUAAAAACAAUGAAUUUCUGGUAGUUCAUAAUGGAAUUAUCACAAACUACAAAGAUCUGAGACAAUUCCUGGAGAGCAAAAAUUAUUUGUUUGAAUCUGAGACGGAUACAGAGGUGAUUCCUAAACUAACAAAGUAUCUAUAUGAUAACCGAGAAAGUGAAGAUAUUGGAUUCUCUGCUUUGGUGGAAAAAGUUGUUCAACAACUGGAGGGAGCGUUUGCGCUGGUUUUCAAGAGUAGACAUUUCCCAGGUGAAGCUGUUGCUACGAGGCGAGGGAGCCCUCUGCUGAUUGGUAUUCGCAGCAAGAAUAGUCUCUCCACUGACCAGAUUCCAAUUCUGUACCGAACACAAAACAACAAAAAUAACCCUAUAUCCAAAGCAGAGCAAUUGGAGCAUGAAGAUUGCAAUCACCUUGAAGAGGACAAAAAUGUUGAAUUUUACUUUGCAUCUGAUGCUAGUGCCAUCAUUGAGCACACAAAACGAGUGAUAUUUCUAGAAGAUGAUGACAUUGCUGCGGUGGUGGAUGGUGCUCUCUCCAUUCACCGUGCUAAAAGAUCAGUGGGUGAUUUGGCAUCCAGAACCAUUCAUACUCUGCAGAUGGAAUUGCAACAAAUCAUGAAAGGUAACUUCAAAGCAUUCAUGCAGAAAGAGAUUUUUGAACAGCCAGAAUCUAUAGUUAAUACCAUGCGAGGAAGAGUAAAUUUUACAAACAGCACAGUAACACUAGGUGGAUUGAGAGACCACAUUAAAGAAAUAAAGCGGUGCAGACGCUUACUGAUGAUUGGGUGCGGCACUAGUUACCACGCUGCUGUGGCAACACGUCAAGCAUUGGAAGAACUAACAGAACUGCCGGUGAUGGUUGAACUUGCCAGUGAUUUCUUGGACAGAAAUACGCCUGUUUUCAGAGACGAUGUCUGUUUUUUCAUUAGCCAGUCAGGUGAAACUGCAGAUUCUCUCAUGGCUCUGCGAUACUGCAAAAAUCGUGGUGCCCUGACUGUUGGUAUCACAAACACAGUUGGAAGCUCGAUUUCUCGAGAAACAGAUUGUGGUAUACAUAUUAAUGCUGGACCUGAAAUUGGAGUAGCAAGCACAAAGGCCUAUACGAGCCAGUUUGUUUCCUUAAUUAUGUUUGGCCUCAUGAUGUCUGAAGAUCGCAUCUCAAUGCAGGAAAGGAGAAAGGACAUUAUCGCCAGCCUUCAAUCCUUACCAGACUCAAUCAAAGAAGUUUUGUCCUUGGAUGAAAAAAUUCAACAAUUGGCCCGAGAGCUGUUCCAGCACAAAUCACUCCUCGUCAUGGGCCGUGGGUAUCAUUACGCUACCUGCCUUGAAGGAGCUUUAAAAAUCAAAGAAAUCACUUACAUGCAUUCUGAAGGGAUUUUGGCAGGAGAGUUAAAACAUGGUCCUUUAGCUUUAAUUGACAAGCUGAUGCCUGUUAUAAUGAUUAUUAUGAAGGAUUCAUGCUACACAAAGUGUCAGAAUGCUAUGCAACAGGUCGCUGCUCGACAGGGCCGUCCAAUAAUACUCUGCACGAAGAAUGAUGAGGAGAGUAAGAAAUGUGCAUACAAAACUAUUGAAAUUCCACAUUUAGUUGACUGUUUACAGGGAAUUUUAACUGUAAUUCCUCUUCAACUUCUUUCAUUCCAUUUGGCUGUUCUUCGAGGAUAUGAUGUUGACUUUCCUCGAAACCUGGCCAAAUCUGUCACUGUUGAAUGAGGAUCUGAAUACCUCACCCAUUUCAAGUCCGAAGUUCUGACCAACCUUUGGUAUUGUCUUUUGGCUAUUAUUUAUUGUGAAAUGAUGCUUAUAAUUAAAUUAUCUAAUCAGGGUGUCUACAGUGAAGAAGGAUAUAUGCCUGUUGCAUAUUUGAUACAAAUCAAGUGAUACUGUGUAUGGCCAGGUUACAAUAUUAAGUGCCUCUUCCUGUGUGUUUUAUUCAUCUGCUAAAUGUAUCAUCAGGUAGCUACCUUGAUUAAAGAAACUGUUUACAUAAACUGAUAGAAGGGAUACAAACAAAAGUGCAAUAUUAAAUACCAAGAAAAUCAAUUGUAAAACUUGAUCUAUAUUUCUUCUUUAUUAUGCUUUUUAGACUACUUAUAAAUUUUGCAAAGAAUCACAGUUUUGUGUUGAAGAUACCUACAGUGAUCACUGAAAAUGUAUUUUAUUAAUUAUAUAUCUUUUUUAAGUCUAAAGGGAUUAAUUGAAAGUUUAAGUUGAGUAAAGACACAAAAUGAAGUGUUUCUGUUUUUCAUUUGCUGUCACAUUUACUCAUAUUUAAAUAAAAUAUAAAAGCUGGUUUAAAAAGAUUGUGUAUAUGUAUCUUGUAUUUUGGUCAUAACAUAGAACAUAGAACUCUACAGGCCCUUCAGCCCACAAUGUUGUGCUGACCUUUGAACCUAUUCCAAGAUCAAUCUAACCCAUUCCUCCUACAUGCUCCUCCAUUCUUUUAAUCAUUAUAUGCCUAUCUAUAUGUCUCUUUACUGUCCUUAAUGCAUCUGCCUCUACCACCACCACUGGCAGCACGUUACACCCACCCACCACUAUCUGUGUGGAAAAAACUUACACUGGCAGCCCCCUCCCCCAUACUUGCCCUUAAUCACCUUAAAGUUAUGCCCUCUUAUUUUAGCCAUUUCCACCCUGGGGAAAAGUCACUGACUGUCCAACUUAUCUAUGCCCCCCAUCAUGUUGUACAUCAUAUCAAGUCACCUCUCACCUUUCUUUACUCCAAUAAGUAAAGCAAUAGCUCACUUUGCCUAUCCUCAUAAGACACACUUUCUAGUCCAGGCAGCAUCCUGGUAAAUCUCCUCUGCACCCUCUCUAAUGCUUCCACAUCCUUCCUGUACUGAGGUGACCUAAACUGAACACAAUGCCCCAAGUGUGGUCAAUCUAGAGUUGUGACUGUAACCUAAGUCCCUGGAGAAAUUGUGGUUAUAUAAGUAUUUAUCACAACAAACAGACAUCCGCUUGAAGACCUUCCUGGUAGAGUCACACAUAUUCACAUAACAGGAAGAUAAUUCGAUACAAUUUCAGUAAUUAGUAUGGCAUCGUUUACUUCAAUAAUCUGGGUUGUGUUAUGAACCCCGUAACUGA
Hypanus sabinus (Atlantic stingray) is the source of this 3543-nucleotide messenger RNA. RefSeq names its product glutamine--fructose-6-phosphate aminotransferase [isomerizing] 2-like. Gene Ontology annotation, biological process: protein N-linked glycosylation; UDP-N-acetylglucosamine metabolic process; carbohydrate derivative biosynthetic process. Gene Ontology annotation, molecular function: L-glutamine:D-fructose-6-phosphate transaminase (isomerizing) activity; carbohydrate derivative binding. Bases 124 to 2169 code for a protein of 681 amino acids. The transcript has 19 exons. The record is from RefSeq and is a predicted model, not a curated record. Lineage: Eukaryota; Metazoa; Chordata; Chondrichthyes; Myliobatiformes; Dasyatidae.